This is a messenger RNA of Hyla sarda, 475 nucleotides long. Its product is annotated as beta-enolase-like. Gene Ontology annotation, cellular component: phosphopyruvate hydratase complex. The record is from RefSeq and is a predicted model, not a curated record. Gene Ontology annotation, biological process: glycolytic process. Lineage: Eukaryota; Metazoa; Chordata; Amphibia; Anura; Hylidae. Gene Ontology annotation, molecular function: magnesium ion binding; phosphopyruvate hydratase activity. The transcript has 6 exons. The annotation marks the transcript as partial.
CGGCGUCAAUGAAGGGGGGAGAGCCGGCGACAUGUCUAUACAGAAGAUCCACGCUCGGGAGAUCCUGGACUCCAGGGGGAACCCUACUGUAGAGGUCGACCUGUACACCGGGAAAGGUCUCUUUCGGGCCGCCGUCCCCAGCGGAGCCUCCACAGGAAUCUAUGAAGCUCUGGAGCUGAGGGAUGGGGACAAAUCUCGCUAUCUGGGCAAAGGUGUCCAGAAGGCUGUGGAGCACAUCAACAAGACCAUCGUCCCCGCCCUACUGGAGAAGAAACUCAGCGUUGUGGAUCAGGAGAAGAUCGAUAAACUGAUGCUUGAACUUGAUGGGACCGAGAACAAAUCUAAGUUUGGUGCUAAUGCCAUUCUGGGGGUGUCCCUGGCCGUGUGCAAGGCCGGUGCAGCCGAGAAAGGUGUCCCCCUGUACAGACACAUUGCUGACCUAGCAGGAAAUCCUGAAAUCAUUCUGCCGGUCCCU